AUGAGAUCAUGGGCAUCCGGCGCAUCUAUCUUCACGCAGCCAGAAGAAAGAAUGGGCAUCAAGAAGCUCGCCGUCUUCUCCAUAGCCGUUUCGGUUCUCGUAUAUCUCCUAUUGGUCAUCCCCUCGCUCACAGCCAGAUCCCCCCCCUCCACCGUUCUGCGCCCGGCCAAGGAAAGGCCGUACCCAGUCAGCUUCGCCUACCUCAUAUCGCUCUCCAAGGGCGAUGUCGACCAAGUGAAGAGAAUGCUCGGCGCGCUGUACCAUCCGGGGAAUCACUACCUCCUCCAUCUCGAUUCGGAGGCGUCGGAAGCCGAACACGCGGAACUGGUCACCUUCGUCUCCGUUCACCCCGUCUUCCGAGAAGUGGGCAACAUCUGGAUCGUCCAGAAGUCGAACCUGGUCACCUACAGAGGCCCCACGAUGCUGGCGAACACCCUCCACGCCAUGGCGAUGCUCCUCAAGGCCUGCGAGUGGGAGUGGUUUGUGAAUCUGAGUGCCGCAGACUACCCUCUGAUCACGCAAGACGGUAAGGCCAAGUAGAAGAUUGGGCUAGGAAGAAGACGGUAAUAGUUGGGAAUCGAGCUCCUUUUUGACUCCCCUUUUCAGAUCUGAUCUACGCUUUCUCCGAAUUGCCGAGAGGUCUCAACUUCAUACAACACAGCAGCCAGCUGGGUUGGAAGCGGUAGGAGAUUGACCUCUAGCGAUACGAUAUCUAUUCCUCGUUUUUCUGGAAGAAAUAAAUACUCAAAUUACGGAUUUAGCAGGAAUAAGAGGGGUAAACCAAUCAUCAUGGACCCUGGCCUCUACAGCCGGAACAAAUCGGAGAUCAUAUGGCUGCCAAAGCAGAGGAGCCAGCCAACAGCGUUCAAGCUCUUCACAGGUCACGGCCGCAUUUCCUCUCUCUUCCUGUUGAUGCCCAUAUAGAUCUAUCCACUCGAACAAGAAGCCUGAUUUGGGCCGAACCCUUGCAUCUGCAGGCUCUGCUUGGACGGUGGUGUCGAGGGCCUUCGCAGAAUACUGCAUAAUAGGUUGGGACAACCUGCCGAGGACCCUCCUACUGUACUACACCAACUUCAUCUCCUCGCCGGAGGGUUACUUCCAGACCGUGGCCUGCAACUCCAUGCAGUUCAGGAACAGCACGGUGAACCACGACCUCCACUACAUCACCUGGGACAACCCGCCGAAGCAGCAUCCGCAGAUGCUGGGGAUGAAGGACUUCCGGCGGAUGAUCAUCAGCAGCGCUCCAUUCGCGAGGAAGUUCAGGAAAGACGACCCGGUUCUGGGUAGGAUCGACAGGGAGAUCCUCAAGAGGAGCUCAGAGAGCUUCGCCUACGGCGGCUGGUGCGCCGGCAGUGGAGGAGGCGCUUGCUUCGGCGAUGAUUGGAGGAAGAACGUCGGAGUUAUGAAACCAGGGCCGGGUGGGAGGAGGUUGAAAGCUCUGCUGGGGAGAAUAACUUCAGUCGGUAGCCUGAGGUCGCGGCAGUGCAGGUAA
Molecule: messenger RNA, 1492 nt
Organism: Spirodela intermedia
Lineage: Eukaryota; Viridiplantae; Streptophyta; Magnoliopsida; Alismatales; Araceae
Source: the annotation of a GenBank genome assembly